ACUUCAAUCCAGGAGUGAAACCCUGCUGGAGAUCGAGCCGAGCAGAAUGAAGCUGUUCUGGGGACAAACCCUGAUCCAGAUCCUGAUCGUGACGCUGGUCUGCGGGUCAGUGUGUGCUGGACGGCCCUCAGUGUUCUUGAGUCGUGCAGAGGCGAACCGGCCGCUGCAUCCGCGUGUGCGCAGGGCGAACUCUUUCCUGGAGGAGCUGAAGCUGGGAGAUCUGGAGCGCGAGUGUCUGGAGGAGAUCUGCUCAUAUGAGGAGGCCAGAGAGAUCUUCACCGUCCCCGACCAGCUGGAGGACUUCUGGAAGAGGUACACAGAGGUGGAUCACUGUCAGUCCGAGCCGUGUCAGAACGGCGCCACGUGUGUGGACCAGAUCAACACAUACAUCUGCAUCUGUCCAGUCAACCUCGAAGGGCGACACUGCGACAAAGAAAUCUCCCCGCGCUCUUCAUUCGGAUGUCUGUACAGGAAUGGUGGCUGCGAGCACUUCUGUGUGGAAACCAGCGAGACCACUCACAGCUGCGACUGUGCGCCCGGAUACACACUACACAGCGACAACAGCAGCUGCGUGCCCACGGCUGAUUUCUCGUGUGGCCGGCCGGUGGCGAAGGGUGUGGGUCCGAGGAUAGUGAAGGGGGACGUGUGUCCCAAAGGCCAGUGCCCAUGGCAGGCUCUACUGGAGUAUGACGGACAGUAUAAAUGCGGCGGUGUGAUCCUGAACUCGCAGUGGAUCAUCACCGCCGCUCACUGCAUCUGGAGGAAAGAUCCAGCGCUCUUACAAGUCAUAGUUGGUGAGCACAUCCGCGAUAGAGACGAAGGCACGGAGCAGAUGAGGAAGGUGUCAGAAGUCUUCCUCCACCCUCAGUAUAAUCACUCCAGCACAGACAGCGAUGUGGCUCUGCUGCGUCUGCACCGGCCCGUGACUCUCGGACCCUACGCCCUGCCCGUCUGCCUGCCUCCGCCCAACGGCACCUUCAGCCGCACACUGGCCUCCAUCCGCAUGUCUACGGUGAGCGGCUGGGGCCGGCUGGCGCAGUCUGGACCUCCGUCUACUGUGCUGCAGCGGCUGCAGGUGCCGCGGGUCUCCUCUGAGGACUGCAGGGCUCGAUCCGGCCUGACCGUCAGCAGGAACAUGCUGUGCGCCGGCUUUGCCGAGGGAGGGCGCGACUCCUGCCAGGGCGACAGUGGUGGUCCGCUGGUCACGCGCUACAGAAACACCUGGUUUCUGACCGGCAUCGUCAGCUGGGGGAAAGGCUGCGCUCGCGCAGACGUCUACGGCAUUUACACACGUGUGUCUGUGUUCGUGGAGUGGAUCUUGAAGACUGUGGCCAGCGCAUGAACAUAACCACGAUCACGCUUACUGCUCAGAGUGAUCUGUACAGCGCUCUCACUAUAAUUACUGCUCCACAGAUGAAGAUGCUCAUUAUCAUGCUACAGUACGAUCGCCACCAUAUCACAAUACUCUUCCUAUUUCUAUAUGUAUAAAAUAUGCAUCAUAUGCAGUAAUUCCUGUUAUAAAUGAUGUAUCUGUACACUUACAUUAAUUUGCCCUCAUAAACUCUGAUCAAAGUUUUGAACACAUUAAAUUCCUUAAGGGCUAUCAGUCAUUUAGGGCGGGUCUAUUAAUUGUUUAGGGAGGGGCUAUCAGUCCUUUAGGGCGGGGCUUUUAGUUCUUUGGAGAGAGGCUUUUAGUGAUAAAAAGUGGGAUACCAGUCCUUUUGGGAGGGGCUAUCAGUUUAAGGCGGGGCUAUUAGUCCUUUGGGGAGGGGCUUUCAGUGAUUUAGGGCAGGAAUAUCUGCUUUAGGGCGGGGCUUUCAGUACUUUGGGGAGGGGCUAUCAGUGCUUCAGGGCAGGGCUAUUAGUCCUUUAGGGAGUGGCUUUCAGUGAUUUAAGGCGGGAAUAUCAGUGCGUUAGGGCGGAGCUAUUAGUCCUUUGAGGAAGGGCUAUCAGUGCUUUAGGGCGGGGCUAUUAGUCCUUUGCUGAGUGGCUUUCAGUGAUUUAGGGUGGGGUUAUUAGUCCUUUGGGGAGUGGCUUUCAGUGCUUUAGGGCGGAGCUAUCACUUCCGUUGUUAGCAACUGCCAUCUUUCAACAAUCCAAUCAGUUCUCAAAGAACAAAAUCGUGCACUUCCUUACAGACAAUCUUGACUUCUGUCUCUUUAACUUGCAAUCACGUAGUAUAUAGUGUCCAUCCCAAAUGAUGAUGUCUGUGUAUAAUAAAUGUUCACUGAAGUGUACUUGUAUGAAAAUUGUGUUGUCCUCGUAGGGUGGGCAUCAUCUCUUCACAGGUCUUGGAUCUGAUCGUGUGGCACUGCACAAUCUCUAAUUCACUAAUAACAGUAAAUUGUUUUUGCAACACACAGUGAAGAACUACCCUGGAAAGAUGUGACUGUUCUAUCUGAUCAUAUUAAAUAUGGAUGUGUUCAUUGAUGAUGCAAUGUUCAAAUAUUAGAAAAUAGAGCACACCUGAGCAGACUGGCUGUAUCAGCACCUCAGGUGUGUGUCUUAUUCUAAUAAUUCAGGCCAUUAUUCUGCUUAUGCCACUGUUGAGUUUGAGUUUUUGCUCCUGUGUGCAGCACUAGUCUCCUCCUCCUGUUGUGGUGUGGUUUCUGACUGCUGUAGCUGUGAAAUAACUCUAAUCAUUCAGCGGAGUGAUAUGGAGCUGUAACACGCUCUAAACCUGCCGGAACUACUUUAUCUGACAAUAACCAAACACCUGAGAGUGACCAAUGGCCAAUCAGAAUGCAGAACUCAGCAUUUGUAGGCGGAUCCUUAUAAUAUGCAAAUAUUAUGAAAUGAAUCCUUGAUUGACAAUCAGAUUUCUGUGCACUACAGCAAUAAAACUAAAGUGACAGACACCAA
Molecule: messenger RNA, 2862 nt
Organism: Danio rerio (zebrafish)
Lineage: Eukaryota; Metazoa; Chordata; Actinopteri; Cypriniformes; Danionidae
Gene: f7l
Product: coagulation factor VII, like
Biological process (GO): blood coagulation; proteolysis; system development
Cellular component (GO): extracellular region
Molecular function (GO): calcium ion binding; hydrolase activity; peptidase activity
Source: RefSeq, marked validated